GACGGUAUAUACAUGUGUUUAUGUGCAAGUAUUUUUGCUAAAUUUAUUGAUAUUGAAUGUAUACACUUUUUUGUGCUACGGCGAAAGGACGGACAUUGAUAUGCUCGUAAUAUCAAUUAUUGUAAUAUCAUAAGCCACUCUUGGACCAGAAGCGUGUGACCCUUAAGCAACCAAACAAAGGACAUAGAAACACACACAGAUACAGAGACAGAGACCUAGCUAUAGGAAUUCUAGAGGUUGGGGGUGUAUUUCCUCCAUUGUGUGUCAGUGUUUGUGUCCCGGCAACUUUUUACAUAAGCACGAAAAGCCACUGGGGACUGCCACCUGCGGCUACUGGUGCGUCCACUCUAAGCAGGGUUCCCGUAUUAUUAUUUUUUUUUUUGUAUUCAACGCUCUGCGUGCUGUGCUGCGUGUCCUUGCAACGUGACAGUCGCCCCAAGGAAGCCGCCCCGUCGCUGCCGCCGCCCGCCUGAAAGUAUGCAAAGGAAUUUUACAAAGCCAAGAAGUAGAAGAGAAAACGUAGACGUAAACGUGAACGUGAAUGUAAGCGAAACCCGACAAUGGCCCACUUAAAAUUGGACACCCUCCACGUGGCCAGUCCCCGCAGCCCGAGGAGUGGACGCAGCCUCUCUAGCCUCUCUGGCAGGAGCAGUGGCUGCAGCUCUGGCAGCCUCUCGCCAGUGCCCAUCAUACCGAUCAUUUCGAUUAGCCGGGAUGGCGAUGACACCGAGUCGGAGUCGGAAAUUGAAACGGAACCGGCACGCCUCUUCCAGCGUCGCAUGUCCACCAAGCGCAACAAUAAUCUGUCUGCCAUCAUUAAAGAGGGUUUCCUGCUGAAGCACACCUGGUCCUUUCAGCGCUGGCGACGUCGCUACUUUCGCUUGAAGCGAAAUAAUUUAUUCUAUGCCAAGGAUGAGAAGUGCGAUGUUUUCGAUGAGAUUGACCUAUCGGAUUUGUGUUAUUUUGAGUGUGGAAUCAAGAACGUAAAUCAUAGUUUUCAGAUAAUCACACCCACUCGCUCGCUGGUGCUCUGCGCCGAAUCCAGACGCGAAAUGGAGGACUGGCUGGGCUCUCUGAAGACGGCCACGGCCCCGCAGCGUCCGCGUGGCGACAGCUUUCUCAUCGAACAGCAUGACAUCCUGUCGAAUCACCAUCACUGGUAUGCCACCUCGCAUGCGCGACCCACCUACUGCAAUGUGUGCCGGGAUGCCCUCUCCGGCGUCACAUCCCAUGGCCUCAGCUGUGAGGUGUGCAAGUGCAAGGUGCAUAAGCGUUGUGCGGCCAAAUCCAUUGCCAAUUGCAAGUGGACAACGCUGGCGAGUGUGGGCAAGGACAUCAUUGAGCAGGCCGAUGGCAUCAUUAUGCCGCAUCAGUGGAUGGAGGGGAAUCUGCCAGUGUCCGCCGUGUGUGCCGUGUGCAAGAAGACAUGCGGCUCGGUGUUGCGACUGCAGGAUUGGAGGUGCCUCUGGUGCCGGGCCACAUGCCAUGUGGCCUGUCGACCACAGAUGGCGGUGGCCUGUCCCAUUGGACCGGCCAAGCUAUCCGUGGUGCCGCCGACCAGUGUGCAUUCAAUUAGCACUGAUGAUGCCUGGGAUGUGGCCAGCCCCAGGGGCAACUUCUCGCCCCUGCUCGUCUUUGUCAACUCCAAGUCCGGCGACAAUCAGGGCGUCAAGUUCCUGCGACGCUUCAAGCAGCUCCUCAAUCCCGCUCAGGUCUUUGAUCUGAUCUCAACGGGUCCCAGUCUGGGCCUGCGACUCUUUCGACAUUUUGAGAUGUUUCGCAUUUUGGUCUGCUCGGGCGAUGGCUCCGUGGGUUGGGUGCUAAGCGAAAUCGAUCGUUUCAAUAUGCAUAAACAAUGUCAGGUGGCUGUCAUGCCGCUGGGCACUGGCAACGAUCUGGCCAGAGUUCUGGGCUGGGGCUCCAGCUGCGACGAUGACACCCACUUGCCGCAGAUUCUGGAACGCUAUGAAUCGGCCAGCACCAAAAUGCUGGAUCGCUGGAGCAUCAUGGUCUUCGAGAAGGCCAUUGCAGUGCCAAAGAUACCAAAAAUGUCAAUCACCACGGAACAGGAGGCCAUGCUCACCGGCAUGGUGACCUCGGCGAAUCACCAUCUGCGCUUCAUUGUGGAGACGAAUGAUACCCAGACGCUGAUCACUUCGACGCGUAAUCUGUGCGACACAGUCGACGAUCUGGUGUCCCGCAUCUCGGAGCAUCACAAGGAGGACGAACAGUUGAGCGUCAAGUGCGAUAUACUGAAGCAAAAGCUGAAUAUGCUGCUCGAUGCCCUGCAGGAGGAGGAAAUGGGUGCCCAUAGUGGCGAUGAUUUGAUAGCAACCAUAAGGAGUCUCAUAGCGCGUAGCAUAGCAUCCACCUCGGGCGCCAAUCCAUCCUUGCUUAACCCAAACAUAUCAAUCGAAAAGAACGAAAAGGAUCAAAUCAACUCGAAGGAGCGUCGCAACAGUCGCUCCUUGCGUUCCAGCGAGAAGGAGGCGCUCCAAUGUCGUGCAAAUAGCGUGAAGCGUGCCAUCUACAAUGUGGUGGAGCAUUCGGAGCCGGGACGACCCAAACGCUAUCAGCGUAAGCUCUCGAUCACGCCCUUUGAGUCGCUCAAAUUGCCAACGAAUACAUCUGGCGACUCCACGCCCUGUGGCUCCCCAUUGCCCAUAAUACCACCCAUCAAUAUUAUAUCGCCCACAAUGGAGACUUCUCGCCUCACCUGCAUCUCUCCGUUGCCGGACACGCGCCGUGAUUCGGUGGACGAGAGCUUCUUCAACAGCAUUAAUCUGCCAGCACCACGGCAAUUUGCGGACAGUCGCAGGAGCUCGGGAGUGGAUGUUAUCCAGGAGAUGGAGGAGGGUCCCAAUGGGGAGACAGUCUAUCGCAUGGGCCGCAUGUCUCUCAGUGGCGGGGCCAACAUUGACGAUGCUGGCAAUCGUCUGUCGCCCAGCAGCGAUGCUGGCGACAACACGGCCACCGAUCGCAAAGUGGACUUCCUGCGAGUGCCCAUAAUGACAAGCGAACCGCUGGUGGAUCCCCUGUCCGACUAUAGACCCGUCGAGGUGUUUGAGCGCACCUACUACAUGACGCGCGAGUUGGAUAACGCCAAAGAUAAGGAAAAGGAAAUGGAAAAGGGAAAGCUGUUGAGUCAGGAGUCGAGCGGCACUCUAGAUGUGGAAAAGGAGGACAAUAUGCUCACUGAAAAGCAGGCGGCAUUGGUACACACUUGUAAUCUGCAGGUACCCGGCAUUGUCGUAACCCCCAACUCCCAAAAUGUAUACUCAAGCGCCAGUUUAACAAUCAUUGAUACCGAUGCACAGACCACCACUGAUCAGUCCUCUUCGGAUGAGAUGGCAGGCGAAGCCAGCGAUGUGCUGUCGGCCAUAAGCAAUGAGGAAUGCAGCGUCGCCUCGGAGAUAUUCGACAAGCAAGAUGCUGGUCAGACUUUGGGCGACAUUAUACAGAAUCUCGAUGCCAGCAAUUUUACGCACAUUGAUUCUCCCGAAACGAGCGAUGAAACGGAGGCCAUGCCGGGCGAGAGUAUUAUGGAUGACAUUAGCUCCGUGCUGGGUCACGAUAUAACCUAUGCGCUGCAGGACACCAUAACCGAUGAUACCACCACACUCUGCUCGGAGCAUAUGGGUCCACCGAAGCCGCCGCGCAAGAAGUCGCUGAGUGCCUUGAGCCGCACCCAAACGCAUCCAAGGAGACGCAACUCCUCGCCGCCCAGAAUGGCAAGGCUCGCCCGCAUGGAUAGCGAUGAGAAUCCACAACAGUUUGGAUUCGAGAACAUUGUCUUUGAGAUAGACAAUCGAUGCGAUGAUCAGAAGAUGAGGGAACCGCCGCGCUACUGCAGUUUGGCGCAGUUCGUGGAAGGUAACGAUAUAGCGCGUCAGAGCUUCAAGCAGCUAAUGCAAGAACAACGGAGCAACAACGAAGGCAACAAUCCAAAUGCAGCCAACGAUAAUGAAGACAACGCCGACACGGAUAUGGCAGCAAUGCAAACGCCAACGAAUGUGCCCCAGCCCCAAUAUGUGGCAAUGCCACACACAAGCGAGGAUGAACUGUCCACACAAACGGCAAUUAAAAUAGAAAUACACGAUGUUGACUCGACUGUGACAGGUGUGCGCAAUUUGACCAGCAACAUGAAAUCGACAUCGCCCACCAAGAAAUCGGGCCAUGGACAAGAUGUAAAGCGCAUUACUUUUGAUGAGUCGUGUAAGAAAGAAUCCUUUGAUGAUGUAAAUCCCAACUAUCCACAGAUAAGUGUUGUUGUCAGACCGCCGACACCGUUGCGCGGCGACUGCAUCAAGCCCGUUGCCGUUGCCAUGUUGUCUGCCACCAGCUCAUCCGGUGGCAGUGGCAGUAGCGGUUGCGGUGGCGGUGGCAUGACCAUGGCCUGCACGGGCCUGCUCGGCGUUCGCGCCAUGAAUGCCUCCGAAAUUCGUCGGCAUUCGAGUCAUGCGCCCAGCAGUCUGGCUGUACGUGAAUUCGACAAGGACAAAGAUCGCCGUCACUCCGGCUUCAAUCCCAAUCAAUUGACAUUGGAUCCGGAGCAUGCGCGUUUUCUCAGCAGCUCCCCAGCCGCCAGUCGCAGGAUUAGCUGUGGCAGCCUCUUCAAGAAGAAAAACCAAAAGGUUGCCACGAAACGGGGCUAUGGAUUGUUCAGAGUUCGGUUCUUUGUGGUCGCCGAACCAGAUAUUCGUUUGGCCACACUGGCGCUUAUCAGGCCGCUCAUACCUCUGCCGAACGAAGGCCUGCCCAAUCUACAGACCCUCAAGGGCUCCAAGUCGAGCCUGUUCAUGGGGUCAACGCUGUUCGGCUUCGAUCACUUUGCUGCUGGCGAUAAGGACGACAAAACGGGCAAGGACAAAGAGAAAACGCCCACAGAGGAGACCACUCGAAAGUUACCCAUCAUCAAUCCAUUGGUUCGACUGCCCAAUUGGCCAAAUCUCGCUAAUGGUGGCGGUUUCAUCUCGAAAUGUCUGCUGGCCAAUGCCGAUACUUUGUGUGCCGCUGUCAGCCCAUUGAUGGAUCCGGAUGAGACGCUCCUGGCCGGCUACCAUGAGAAGUGCGUAAUGAACAACUACUUUGGCAUUGGUAUCGAUGCCAAGAUCUCACUGGAUUUCCACAACAAGCGCGAGGAGCAUCCAGAGAAGUGCCGUUCCCGUGCUCGUAAUUACAUGUGGUACGGGGUACUUGGCUCCAAGCAGCUGCUCCAGAAGACCUGCAAGAAUCUCGAGCAACGGGUGCAGCUGGAGUGCGAUGGGCAAAGGAUUCCGCUGCCAGAGCUGCAGGGUAUUGUUAUAUUGAACAUACCUAGCUUCAUGGGCGGCACCAAUUUCUGGGGCAACACCAAGAAGGACGACAUCUUUCUGAGUCCCAGUUUUGAUGAUCGUGUGCUCGAGGUUGUCGCUGUCUUUGGGUCUGUGCAAAUGGCCGCCUCGCGGCUGAUCAAUCUGCAGCACCAUCGCAUUGCCCAGUGCCAAAGUGUGCAGAUCAAUAUUCUGGGCGACGAGGAGAUACCCAUUCAAGUGGACGGCGAGGCAUGGCUACAGCCUCCCGGCAUGAUUCGCAUCCUGCACAAGAAUCGCGUACAGAUGCUCUGUCGCAAUCGGAGUCUGGAGCUCUCCCUGAAGAGCUGGCAGGAGAAGCAGCGUCAGCACAGCAUCUCCAUACAGAGGGAUGCUUCCUCCACCGCAUCCGAGCACGCUGUCUCCACGGAUGAGGUGAUCUCCGAGCGGGAGUGCUAUGUCCUUCUCAAUUUCAUUGAGGCUGUUAGCUCUCUGGUCAAGUGGGUCAAAUUCCUGAUCAUCUCCCAUCCCGCACUGCAACACGAUCUAUAUUGCGUGGCCUGUCGGGCCAGUGAGGCUUUGGAGAGCAUUCAUCCGCAGGGUAAACUGCUCGAGGGUCCCUCUCUUCGCACCAACUUGGUGGAGGUGAUUGAUUCCUCGCGACAGUUGUAUGACGACGCUUGUACCUUGCUCCGAGAUCGUGGACAUAGUCUCAUCCUAAGAGAAGACCUGGAAACGAAACUGAGUGCUGCUCUGGCCAAUAUGGAGAUGGAGCUAAAGAAGUGUUCGGUGCAGAAGUGCAUUGAUGGCAAGCUACGGGCAUACUUUAAUGUUCUGGCACCCAAUGAAGAGCCCGAUGGUCGUCGCAAGUCUAGACCCUUCUGGGUCCGCCUACGCUCUGGAUCCACCGCUGGACAGCAGCAGUUCAAGUCUCCCAUCAACAACACGCGCGAAGCGGCCAACAAUUGGAGUGUCAACGAGGUGGUUACUUGGCUGGAGACCAUGCAGCUAUCCGAGUAUGUGGAUAGCUUCCUGAAGAACGACAUUCGCGGCAAGGAGCUCCUGACUCUGGGUCGCCGUGAUCUCAAGGAUCUGGGUGUGGUCAAAGUGGGUCAUGUCAAGCGCAUACUCCAGGCCAUCAAGGAUCUCAGUGAGAAUUAAAAAUAAUUGCAAAUAUAACGAAUGGUUCCUGUUGUUAAGAGAGUUAAGAUGUAGAAGUGAAGGUGUACAACCGGCUAGUACAAAGCAAAUAAGUCUUCGAAAUGUGCUCUUAGAGUUGGCAGCGAGAGAUCAGAUAUGUAUAUGUAUGUAUGGAUACGGAUAUAGAGGAGAGUGUAUGACAGUGUACAGGUGAGUGCUUAGGGACUGUUAAUUUUUUUAGAGGGGGCAACCAAUGCAUACAACAAUCACUAAUUUAUAGGCUAGCUUAGCUAAUGUCAUGGGUAUGCGGGAACCAGGGCGACAAACGAAAGAAAACGACGAUAACGAAAA
Messenger RNA from Drosophila obscura, 6782 nucleotides. RefSeq names its product diacylglycerol kinase eta. NCBI's taxonomy places the organism in Eukaryota, Metazoa, Arthropoda, Insecta, Diptera, Drosophilidae. The transcript has 13 exons. The coding region runs from base 561 to 6452 and encodes 1963 amino acids. Gene Ontology annotation, biological process: diacylglycerol metabolic process; intracellular signal transduction; lipid phosphorylation. The record is from RefSeq and is a predicted model, not a curated record. Gene Ontology annotation, molecular function: protein binding; ATP-dependent diacylglycerol kinase activity.